This is a messenger RNA of Aspergillus wentii DTO 134E9, 1234 nucleotides long. Its product is annotated as DNA-directed RNA polymerase core subunit RPC40. The coding region runs from base 113 to 1234 and encodes 373 amino acids. Gene Ontology annotation, biological process: DNA-templated transcription. Gene Ontology annotation, cellular component: RNA polymerase I complex; RNA polymerase III complex. NCBI's taxonomy places the organism in Eukaryota, Fungi, Ascomycota, Eurotiomycetes, Eurotiales, Aspergillaceae. The transcript has 3 exons. Gene Ontology annotation, molecular function: DNA binding; protein dimerization activity. The record is from RefSeq and is a predicted model, not a curated record.
CUCUCCACCCAAGAAAUUAUUAUCAACGAGCUCAAGUCGCCGUUCCAUAUCUCCAUUGCUUCCUCCCCCUCACUUUACUUGCUUCUAGACUUUCCUCUAAUUGUUAAUCACCAUGGCGCCUCUUGUUCCAUCGCAGGAGGAGCUCGAUCGCAGAAGGAUCAUCGGCAUCAAUGCAGAAACCGUCACCAGCAUCCCCUCCACAGAUUUUCCCGGCCACUGGCCCGGCGAAUCGCACGAGUGGUCAUUGGAAAAGUUCAGAAACGGCUUCAACGUUGAUUUCCACCGCAAUGACCAAUUCGAAGCUUCCUUUUCCCUGAUUGGAGUCGAUACAGCGAUUGCGAACGCUUUCCGCCGUAUUCUCAUGGCUGAGGUCCCGACCGUUGCCAUCGAAUUCGUCUUCGUUCAUAACAACACCUCGGUGAUCCAGGAUGAGGUGCUUGCAUCACGACUGGGCCUGAUUCCAUUCAAGGGCUCCGUGGAAGGUCUCAACUGGAUGCGCUGGUUCAAGAAGCCCACCGAUGACGACCCGGAGGGCAGCACCCCCAGCGACUACAAUACUAUCGUGUUGCGUCUGGAUGUGGAAUGUACUGAGAAUCCCGAUGCCGAUGCCGACGAGCAAGAUCCUCGCAAACUAUACAACAAUGCGCACGUAUACGCCAAGGACAUUACCUUCGAGCCAGUCGGUCGUCAGGAAAUGUUCUUCACUGGGGAUGACGCCAUCCAGCCGGUCAACCCGGAUAUCUUGGUCGCCAAACUUCGACCAGGCCAAAAGAUCGAAAUGGAGAUGCACUGCAUCAAGGGCAUCGGUGCUGACCAUGCCAAGUUUUCUCCCGUGGCUACCGCAACCUACCGUUUGAUGCCUGACAUCAAGAUCGAACGUCCCAUUAUCGGAGAGGAUGCUAAGAAGUUCGCCAAGUGCUUCCCUAGCGGCGUCAUCGAACUUGAGCCCGUCACCCGGGAAGAAGCAGCACAGAAAGACAGCGGAUACGAAGGCCACGCGGGCGAAAUGAAAGCGGUCGUCCGCAAACCAUUCAAUGAUACCGUCAGCAGGGAGUGUCUGAGACACGAGGAGUUCCAGGGUAAGGUGAAGCUUGGUCGGGUGCGGGACCACUUCAUUUUCAACGUUGAGAGCUCUGGCCAGUUUGACAGCGACGUUCUCUUCCUCGAGAGUGUCAAGGUGUUGAAGCUGAAGUGCGCGAGAUGGCAGAGGGGCUUGACGGACCUUGUUCGCUAA